Pseudonaja textilis is the source of this 2134-nucleotide messenger RNA. NCBI's taxonomy places the organism in Eukaryota, Metazoa, Chordata, Lepidosauria, Squamata, Elapidae. The record is from RefSeq and is a predicted model, not a curated record.
AUGAAAGCUAUCCAGGAUAUUAUUGACUUAUAUCUAGAACAUCAUAUCCUGGUGCCCACUGAGUCGCCCUGGAAUACCCCCAUACUACCAAUUCCGAAGGGGGAUGGUCGUUUUAGCCCUGUUCAGGAUUUGAGGCCUGUAAACCUAGCCACUAUAACAAUCCAUCCAGUAGUUCCCAAUCCCUAUGUCAUAUUAGGACUUAUCCCUCGAGAGGCCCAGUGGUUUUCUGUUAUAGAUUUGAAGGAUGCUUUCUUCACCAUCCCCAUACACAAGAAAAGCCAGCAUUUAUUUGCUUUUGAGUGGGAAAACCCUAACACUGGUAGGAAGCAGCAAUAUACCUGGACCAGGCUGCCUCAAGGAUUUAAGAAUUCACCCACACUUUUCGGUGCAGCUCUGGCCAGGGAUCUGGAGGCUUUACACAUACCAGCCCCAGAUGAGGUUUUACAAUAUGUGGAUGAUUUAUUGGUGACAGGAUACACUGAGGACGCGUGUUGGCAAAAUACUGCUGAUUUACUUUCACUUUUGCAAGAUUUAGGUUAUAAGGCCUCUAGAAAGAAAGCACAAUUAGUUCAGCAAAAGGUCAGGUACCUGGGCUAUGACAUUGAGCAAGGGAAGAGGACGUUGGGCCACGAGCGGAAGGAGGCCAUAUGUCAACUUCCUGUUCCAACUAACAGGAGAGAAUUACGGGGGUUUCUGGGUGCGGCUGGUUUCUGCCGCAUCUGGAUUCCCAACUUUAGCCUAAUUGCAAGACCUCUGUAUGAAGCUACGAAAGGGGCAGAAAGGGCCCCACUCCUUUGGAGCAAAGAGGAAGAGGCUAGUUUUCAAUCCCUUAAACAAGCCCUCCUUCAAGCUCCCAGUUUAGGUCUCCCGGAUUUGGAGACACCGUUUCAGCUGUUUGUUGACACUAAGCGAAAUGUUGCAAUAGGCGUCCUCACCCAGAUGAUGGGGACAUGGCAUCGGCCGGUAGCAUAUCUCUCCAAGCAACUAGAUAAUGUAGUCAAGGGGUGGCCAGCCUGCCUUAAAGCAGUGGCUGGCACAGCAAUCUUGACUCAGGAAGCAAAUAAGCUAACCUUUGGACAACAAUUGCAUAUAUACACACCGCAUGCCCUUAAGUCAGUUUUAGAGAUGAAAGGCCACCUGUGGUUGACUAACCCUCGGAUGCUUAAGUACCAAGGCCUUUUGACUCAUAAUCCUAUGAUUACCCUCUCCCAGUCUACUACAUUAAAUCCAGCCACAUUAUUACCUGAGCCUGGAACAGAAAUAGAACACAAUUGUGUCCAGACUAUUGAAGAAACCUAUGCUAGUCGUCCUGACAUGAAGGAUGUUCCCCUUCCUUCCCCAGAUUAUACUCUGUUUACUGAUGGCACCAGCUACAUACAAGAGGGAGUGAGAAAAGCGGGAUAUGCGGUGGUCACAUUGGAUGAGGUCUGGGAAGCAAAGCCACUCCCUCCAGGAACUAGUGCCCAAUUAGCCGAAUUGCAUGCCCUCACUCGGGCUCUAGAGCUGGCACAGGGACUGGCAGUGAACAUAUACACGGAUUCCAAAUACGCUUUCCUCACAGUCCAGGUCCAUGGGGCUCUGUAUAAAGAGAGGGGACUAAUAACUGCAGGGGGAAGAGAAAUAAAGUACGGCCCCCAGAUAUUGCGCCUCCUAGACAGUGUGUGGGCUUCCAGUAAAGUAGCAGUCAUGCACUGCCGAGGCCACCAGAAGGUGGUGACAGAUAUACAAAGGGGGAAUGAGAGAGCUGACAAAUUUGCACGUGAAGCAGCCCUACUAGACUUCACCCCCCUUGAAAGGCACCUUGCAAUAUGGGUGCCCGAUGCUCAACCCCAACCCCAUUACUCGGAGGAGGAUAGGGACCGGCUAAAGGCACUAGAGGCCCACCAAGAAGGUGAAGAGGAACUGCCCUCCCCUAGUGGUGACACUCCGGAAGCUGUCCCUCUACCUACGGGAGAUGAAGAGGAACUGCCCUCCCCUAGUGGUGACACUCCGGAAGCUGUCCCUCUACCUACGGGAGUCGAAGACCACCAGAUCCCCACUACUUCUAGUUUGGAGGGUCUUCCCUGGCGGCUUAGGGUACCCCGUACCCUGAACUCCCUCCAUGAAGAUCAGAAGUGUGACACCCAUGUGGAAU